Molecule: messenger RNA, 327 nt
Organism: Staurois parvus
Lineage: Eukaryota; Metazoa; Chordata; Amphibia; Anura; Ranidae
Source: the annotation of a GenBank genome assembly
AAUUCUGCAAGUAGUUCUAAUUUACUAUCGCUGUUCUCUAGCUGGUCUAAAACCGAUUUUGACCUAAAGGGACACUUUUUGGAUGCCAUGGAUGUUUCUCAGUUUCCAGGCAGAAAGAACAGUAAAAAUGCAGGCAGGGCACAGGACAAAGCACUAGGGACAAAAUGUAUGUGAAAUGCUUUGAUACAUGAAUGUCACUUUUCGGCAUUUUCAAAUUUCCCGCCGUUCCGUCCCCCGUACAUCCCGACGCUCGCAGGGGACGGAACCCAGAUGACAGAUGCCAGCAUCCGCCGGAUUAUAUUGCCAGGGACACUGCAGGAGGGACAU